Molecule: messenger RNA, 9364 nt
Organism: Hemiscyllium ocellatum (epaulette shark)
Lineage: Eukaryota; Metazoa; Chordata; Chondrichthyes; Orectolobiformes; Hemiscylliidae
Gene: ncor1
Product: nuclear receptor corepressor 1
Exons: 50
Coding region: 435-7868 (2477 amino acids)
Biological process (GO): negative regulation of transcription by RNA polymerase II
Molecular function (GO): nuclear thyroid hormone receptor binding; transcription corepressor activity
Source: RefSeq, a predicted model, not a curated record
AGAUGCAGACGGAAUCGCGUCACGGGCGGUGGGAGCGGGGGUCCAAGACCGAGAUCGGGACCGGGAGCUAAGAGUAUUGAAUCAGGGGGAAGGCUGCAGUGGACCAGGAGCGACAGGACGAACAGCAGAAGGAAUAGGGAGGCCGGGAGGAGGCGGCGGUGGCGGCACGGUCGGCUUUGAACCCGCGCUACACGCAAGAUGGCGGUGCGGGGUUAGAGCGCGCUCGGAGCGGAGCCUGGGCACAGGCGGCACUAUAUUGGCUGAGCUGACAAAAAACAAACUGAAGUUGAAGAGACAUAUUGUGCUACCCCAAGAUUACUACCAUUGCAUCUGCGAUCUUGCUGAUUUGAUCAUCUCAUCUACAGCUGAAAACACACAAGAUUGUUUCUUAGAAACAUGAUCAUGUGAAUACUUGAUUCCCAAGGAGCAUUUGAAUGACUGACUGCCCAAAAAUGUCAAGUUCAGGUUACCCCCAAGGUCAAGGUCCAUUUGGUGCAGAACCAGCACGAUACCCAACUCAUGCCAUUCGAUAUAGCUUCUCAGGCAGGCACCAGCAGGAAUUUGCAGUUCCAGAUUAUCGCCUUCAGGAUUCACAGCUUUUACAGCAGCAGCAUCAGCAGCUGCGUAGACGCCCAUCGCUGCUUUCAGAGUUCCAUCCAGCCUCUGAUAGGCCUCAAGAAAGGAGGAGUGGCUAUGAGCAGUCAUACCAUAGCGUGGCUGGACAGCCUGACCAUGAAUCAUUGGAAUCCAAACGCCCACGGCUUGAACAGGUACCUGAUCCCCACUUUCAGCGUGCUACAGUACUGCCCUUAGCUCACCCAGUACCAGAGGGUCUUCGAGCACCCACAGAGGUGAAAAAGGAAUCUUUUUCAGUCAAGGCUGAUGUCCCAUCAUCACCAACGACCAAUCAGCAGGUUGGAGAUGAACAAGAUUCAUCUCCUUCCAAACUAUCCAAAGAGGAACUCAUCCAGAGUAUGGACCGUGUUGACCGAGAAAUAGCCAAAGUGGAACAGCAAAUCCUCAAACUGAAAAAGAAACAGCAACAGCUUGAAGAGGAAGCUGCCAAACCUCCAGAGCCUGAGAAACCAGUCUCCCCUCCUCCAGUGGAACCAAAACAUCGCAGUAUUGUCCAGAUUAUCUAUGAUGAAAACAGGCAGAAAAAAGCAGAGGAAGCUCACAAAAUUCUUGAAGGUCUGGGUCCAAGAGUAGAAUUGCCACUUUACAACCAACCGUCUGAUACAAAGAUUUACCACGAAAACAUCAAAACGAACCAAGUAAUGAGGAAAAAAUUGAUUCUUUUUUUCAAGAGGAGAAACCAUGCUCGCAAACAGAGGGAACAGAAGAUUUGCCAGCGUUAUGACCAGCUGAUGGAGGUGUGGGAAAAAAAAGUUGAAAGAAUAGAGAACAACCCCCGGCGGAAGGCCAAGGAGAGCAAGACUAGGGAGUAUUAUGAGAAACAGUUCCCUGAAAUUCGCAAGCAAAGGGAACAGCAGGAACGAUUUCAAAGAGUGGGACAGAGGGGAGCUGGGCUCCCAGCAACUAUAGCGAGGAGCGAGCAUGAGAUUUCAGAAAUUAUCGAUGGACUUUCUGAACAGGAGAAUAAUGAGAAGCAGAUGAGGCAACUUUCUGUGAUUCCUCCGAUGAUGUACGACACAGAACAACGAAGAGUGAAAUUCUUGAACAUGAAUGGAGUAAUGGAUGAUCCCAUGAGAGUAUACAAGGAACGGCAGUUCAUAAACGUCUGGUCUGAGCACGAGAAGGAGAUCUUUAAAGAGAAGUUUGUUCAACACCCAAAAAACUUUGGUUUGAUAGCAUCUUACCUGGAAAGAAAGUGUGUAGCAGACUGCGUUUUGUAUUAUUAUUUGACAAAGAAAAAUGAGAACUACAAGAAUCUUGUGAGGAGGAACUACGGCCGACGCAGAGGAAGGAAUACGCAACAAAUUUCUCGCCCUUCACAAGAAGAAAAAGAAACUGAAAAAGAGGAGGAAAAGGUUGAAAAAGUAGAGAGAGAAGAAAAAGACGAGAAGAAGGAAGAGGAGAAAGAUGAUAAAGAAGAACCUCAAAGGGAAACCGUCAAAGAAAAGGACAAACCAGAUACUGCAGGAGAGGAACCUGAAGAAAAGGAACAGUCUGCUCCACGAGGUCGGAAAACUGCAAACAGUCAGGGGAGGCGAAAAGGCAGGAUCCUGAGAUCCAUGGCAAAAGAAGCCAUCACUGAAGAGCCACCCAACCCCCCUCCUCCACCUGAACUUGCUGUCACUGAACCUGUGGAGACAUCUCGUUGGACAGAGGAAGAAAUGGAAGUGGCCAAAAAAGGACUCGUGGAACACGGGCGGAACUGGGCAGCCAUUGCAAAGAUGGUGGGCACCAAAAGUGAAGCACAGUGCAAGAAUUUCUAUUUCAAUUACAAGAGGCGACACAACCUGGACAUGCUAUUGCAGCAGCACAAACUUAGAGUGCAACAGAUGUCACGGAGAUCUCGUGAGGACCGGGAAGUGUCUCAAUGCGAAAGCAUUGCUUCAACUGUGUCUGCACAAGAAGAUGAGGACAAUGAAGUGUCCAAUGAGGAGGAGAAUCCAGAGGACAGUGAAGGAGCUGAGAACAGCUCAGAUACUGAAAGUGCACCUUCACCAUCACCUGUAGAUACAGGCAAGUCAAGCAAAGAAAGUACAGAAACGAGCAAGUUAACUGAAGAAGCGCUCAAUCCCACAAGCAGAAGUUCUCCAACUAUUCCACCUGUCUCACCAGCACAAGCUGCUGCUUCGCCUGAACUGCAGGUUAAACAAGAAAUGAACUUAGGCUUUGAGGAGUCAAUGGAGGGACAGAGGGGCUCUGAAGCUGAAGCAAAGCCUGUGUUUGAGCCUCAGGUGAAACCCAAAACUGAACCUGUGGAUGUGGAUAUGAAACCAGAAGAAAAUCUGCAAGUUAAAGUGGAGGUGGAUGCCAAAGACAAAGAGUUUGAGAAGGCCAGGCAACAGGAAACAGUGGCAUCAGAGCUACUUGAUCUGCCACAGCCUGGAUCACAGGUGGAAUCUCAUUCAGACAAUGAUUCAAGCGCAACUUGCAGUGCUGAUGAAGUGGAAGAUGGGGAGCCUGAAAGGCAAAGAAUGUUUUCUCCAGAAUCAAAAUCAUCACUGCUGAAACCUCUCAGCUCCGUGUUGAUGACCUCAGCCAUGAAACCAGUUCAGAUGGAUAUCCAGCAACUACAGCAGCGAGCGGCCAUGAUUCCCAAUAUGAUGGCUGCACCAUAUGUGCCGACCACUGCCCCUGUAAGUGGCCUGGCCCUGUUUCAGCGGCACAUCAAAGCUAUGCAUGAUUCUGCACUUCAGGAGGAACAGAUGCGACAAAGGCAAGAACAUAUGGAUGCUGAGCGCAGAAAUUCUUCCAGUCCCAACAUCAGUGGCAAAUCCUGUCCAAUCUUGGACAGAGAAGGCAAGCCAUUUGUUUACAUGCCUUAUCAUGAGGCACGGCGUGUGAUGGAGCAGGAAUCGCAGACUACGGGAGCCAGAUCCGCAUCACCAUACAGGCUGUCCCCAAGGGAAUCCUGUAAACUUUCUCCACAACCAGAGAUGAACACCUUGCGGUACAGUGUACCACCAGUUCUUCAGCCUGCUCCGCAUCAAAUGAUGCAAACUACAUCUGAAGGAGGGAAAUUAGUGAUUACCAGACCAGCUAGACCAUCCAACAUCCCCUCUCCUCCACCCCUCAUUCCUUCAACAAAACCACCACUAUCUACCGAGAAGCCAACAUUCAACAUGGGAGGUUCUAUCUCACAGCAGUACAUGGGAGCAGCAGUCAGCCAGACUCUGUUACAGGUUUCUUCUGGCACAUACCUAGCCCCUCACAACCAAGUAGCUUAUAACCAAGAAACUGUGAAAAAUACAGUGGGUUCCAUCUCCCUUGGGCUGCCAAGGCAACAGGAGCCUGUGAAAUCUGGUCCAUUACAGUUUAUUAAACAAGAGGAACUGUCUCCCAGAAGCCAGAAUCCACAACCGGAAGGUCUACUCUCCAGGGCUACUUACGAGACAAAUGUGGUCAGAGGUGGUCCGAUGGCAAACAUCCAGGAAGCAAGUCUAACACGAAGCAGCCCAGCAGGCAAGGUUUCUGCGGAACCACCUUCUUAUCGAGGUUCCAUCACUCAGGGUACUCCAGGCUUGUCACAACAGGGCAUUGCGGCAGACACGUUGUUGAAAGGCGCAAUCAGCAAAUUGGCCGCUGAGGAAUCGGGCAGCCCUGAGCAAUCAAGGGAAGAGGCGAUAUCAAAGGGCCAUGUCAUCUAUGAAAGUAGUAGCGGCCAUAUCCUCUCAUAUGAUACUAUAAAAAAUAUACGCGAAGGAACCAGGAGUCCCAGAACAGGCCACGAUGUCCAUGGGGUUAAACGGACCUAUGACCUAAUGGAAAGUGGAUUAAGUCGAGUCCCAGUACGUGAAUCCUCGGUGUCUGCACCCUAUGAAGGUCUCAUCAGUCGUGCAAGGGAAAGCCCACAUUUAUCAGAAUCUAAAGACAGAGCUGUUCCAUCAGGGUCAAUAAUGCAGGGUACACCAAGAGCAUCCAGUGAGACCUAUGAAGAAAGCAUGAAGUAUGGGAAACAGAUCAAGCGGGAAAGCCCACCACUGCGAACCUUCGAAGGGUCCAUCACAAAAGGCAAACCUUACGAGGGAGUCACCACCAUUAAAGAGAUGGGUCGCUCAAUUCAUGAAAUUCCAAGACAAGAAAGCCGCAAAACCCCAGAAAUUGUACAGAGCAGCAGAUCGAUUGUGGAAGGAUCUAUAUCUCAGGGAACCCCGGUGAAGCAUGAAAACCAAUCUGCCAUUAAGCAUGAUGUAAAGUCUCUGAUCACAACCUCUGGCAAACAUCCACACCCCAUGCACCAGCUAGAGAUGAUCUCAGAGGGUGUGAAGAUAGUGGAAAGGAAGUAUGAAGAUAUGAAACCUGCUGAUCAACUACGAGGCCGUCAUAGUGCAGUGGUCAGUUCUGGGACCUCUGUGCUCAGGUCAACAAUGCAUGAAGCUUCUAAAUCUCAGCUGAGUCCAGGCCUCUAUGAAGAUCCCAAUGCAAGAAGAACCCCAUUGGGAUACCCUGGUUUCAUUCCCAGGGGCCCACCAAUAGUCAGCAGACCCCAAGAAGGUGUUAUGACUUCAGUGAAGUCCACUGGACAUGAAAGGAAGACCACACUGGUCCCAACACAGAGAGACAAUAUGUCUGUUAAGUCCCCAGUCUCUGUGGUGGACCCAUCAGCAACUCUCAGUCCUUAUGAUUCUCUCCAUGGACGAGGGAAUCCUGAAUAUAGAAGUCAUGUUCCUCACCCCUUCGAGCAGACAAUGGCUUUUCACCGAGCAUUAGACCCAGCUUACCUGUUUUCCCGGCAGCUUUCUCCAAAUCCCAGUUACUCUAGUCACUAUCAACUAUAUGCAAUGGAAAAUACUCGACAGACCAUCCUCAACGACUAUAUCACUUCUCAGCAGAUGCAAGUUAUUACCAAACCAGAUGGCACCAGGGGAAUGUCACCACGAGAAACUUUAGGUGUUCCCUAUGCUGCUGGAUCCAGAGCAAUCAUUGAAUUGGGACCAGUGUCUCACACCAUACUCGUGCCAGGUGGGAGCAGCACUCCUCCCAUGGAGAGAAUAACUUACAUCCCAGGGAACCAAGCCCCUUACCCAGGAAGAUACAACCACUCCCCUAUAUCACCAGGUCACCCUGCACAUAUGUCUGCUACUGCAGCUACUGCAGAGCGUGAAAGAGAAAAAGAGCGUGAGAGAGAGCGGGAGCAGAGGGAGCGGGAACGAGAACAAAGAGAACGGGAGAGAUUGGCUGUGACAACAUGUGACCUGUCUUACCUUAGAGCAGGUCCUGAACAGACCAGUAGACCAAGUAGCCACGGAUAUGUCCGUUCUCCAUCGCCAUCUGUACGAACGCAGGAGACCAUCUUACAGCAACGGCCCAGUAUAUUCCAAGGAGCCAAUGGCAAAGGGGUUAUAACUUCACUGGAUGCAGCUACGCAGUCUCGGAUAAUGCAGGUACCACAGGGAGCCCUGUCCAUGGCACAGGGAUUGUCUACAUCCCGCUACAACACUGCAGCAGAUGCCCUUGCAGCAUUGGUGGAUGCUGCAGCCUCUGCACCUCAGAUCGAGAUGACAAAGGGGAAAGAGAACAAACAUGAAGCUCCCCGAGUGGAAGAAAUGACCGCUCGCAGAGUUUCUGAGCAACAGCCGAAUAUUCACCACCAGGCACCGCAACAGCCACAAAGUGAACAUGAGCGACGGUCAGUGCAAUCACCAUAUUCAUCCACGGCCAAGGGUCAGGGUCAAUCCAACUAUCCAGAGAGCAUUAAAGACAAAGCACCACCCCCCAAAUCUAGAUAUGAAGAGGAACUCAGGACUCGAGGCAAGACCACAAUAACAGCAGCAAAUUUUAUAGAUGUGAUCAUCACCAGACAGAUUGCCUCUGAUAAAGACAGUCGUGAGCGAGGAUCUCACAGUUCAGACUCUUCUAGCAGUGUAUCUUCCCAUCGCUAUGACAUGCCCAGUGUGGAUGCAAUUGAGGUAAUCAGUCCUGCAAACUCACCUGUCCAGUCACAGGAGAAGGCUGAACCUGUCCAGCAGGAGACACACAAACCUUCCCAAGGAGAUGGUGAGCCUAAUACACGAGGGUUUGAUGUGCCCAUGAGCCGGUACAGGAUGAUGCAGAAGUCACCGUCUCCACAGCAGCAACCACCAUCCUCUCAGCCGGACAGCGUGUAUUCCUCUGUUCCUAACCCUCAAGUUUCCAAAACACACAAAUUGAUCACUCUCGCUGAUCACAUUCAUCACAUUAUUACACAGGACUUUGCCCGAAACCAACCCAAUAGCCCGUCAUCACAGCCUCCAGUAUCUACAUUCCAAACAUCUCCAGUGCUCUCUAACCGAGGGAAGGGUUCCACUCAUUACAGCACGGACUCUCAGCCACAGACCACUCAAACAGCUCUUCUUCAGAGGCCACCAUCCAGAGUCUCUCCUGAAAAUCCAACGGAAAAAGGCAGAGCAAGGCCUGGGAAAUCCCCAGAACGAAGCCACGUUUCGUCAGAACCAUAUGAGCCUAUCUCCCCUCCCCAAGCCCCUGCCAAUCUAGAGAAGCAAGAGAGUGUAGUACAACCUCCUCAGCGAAGGGAGGCAGAACCCACUGAACAGAGGCUGCCCCCAAGUAAUGAAUGGCUCCCGAUGCCCUUGCUUGUCCGAAGAGGUCGUGCCCCAGAUUCUGCUACAAGGAAUGAGGCUCGAUCUCCAGGGAAUGUGGGCUAUUUGCCAGCGUUCUUCACUAAGCUGGAGAACACUUCGCCAAUGGUGAAAUCGAAGAAGCAGGAGAUAUUUCGUAAGUUGAACUCCUCUGGUGGCGGGGAUUCUGACAUUGCUAAUGCACAGCCUGGGACUGAGAUAUUUAACUUGCCUGCUGUCACAUCAUCAGGUGUGGUUUCGUACAAAAAAGGUUCAGUCAGUUCUCGGAGUCAUUCCUUUGCAGAUCCAGCCAGUAAUCUUGGCCUUGAAGACAUCAUCAGAAAAGCCUUAAUGGGAAAAUAUGACGAUAAAGGAGAAGAUCACCAAGUUGUACUGUCCCACCCUGUGAGUGCACCACAAGGCAACAUGAGCACAUCGAUCCCCGUGUCCAGUGAUGCUCGGAAUGAGGAAGCCAAUCCAUCACCUCCGUCAGGCUCAACUGCGUUCCCUUAUAAUCCACUGACAAUGCGAAUGAUGAGUGUAGCACCAACAUCGAUUGCUUGUGCACCACCAGCCAUGGGUCAAGCCAGCUCACAUCCUCCAGCCAGGACGUGGGAGCGCGAGCCAGCUCCCUUACUCUCCUCCCAAUAUGAGACACUAUCAGAUAGUGAUGACUGAAUACAGUGCCCUGGCUACGGUUUUAGUAGUUUUUUCAGGCCUGCAGACCACAGACAAGAGACUCUCCUCGAGCCCAGCUCACCAAGUGAUGAAGUAAAGGAGGGUUUGCUCACACAGGCAAAUGCACAGCAGUGUUAAGUCCUCAGAUGAGCAGAUGCUGGGUGGAGAAUAAAUUGUGAUCACAGAUGCUCAUGUAGAAUUCACAAUGAAAGACACUUUCUGCUCUCAUUUGUUUGUUUAAAAACUGUCUUUAAAUCAUUCUUGUGUAAUAUAGAGUACUGUACCAUUGUAUCAUGCUACCAAUCUUACAUUUUAAAAGAUCCUGAAACAGUGAAUUGACUGUUGUAAACACAGGAAUUUCCCACCAUACGGUGAGCCCGAGUGACUGGUAUUCCAUAUUCGUUGUAAAUUAAGUUCCAUUUUGUCUUUAAUUAUUUAGCAGCAGUGCUAAGAUAUUAAUGCAUGGAUGUAUUAUGAUUCAUUGUAAAACAAAAGAAUUGAAGGGAGUAUAUAACCUGGUUUUGGGCGCAGGAAGGGGCCUAACCCAGUUACUGUGCACAAGAAUCACCCAAAGGGAAUAUCUUUUGCCUCCACCUCAUGCUUCUCCCUUACUUAUUUCAGUCAUCUCUCCAACAAAAUGAAAUACUGUUUUAAAAUCUGGGAAACGUAAGCAGGUCUUAAUGUUGCUUCCACAAGUUAAUUUGUUUUUCUUGUGAGUGUGGAGUGAAGGAAUUUCUCAUUUCUGAGAAUGUUUAGUAGUUGGAAUGAAAGUAGAUAUUCAGCAUAAAUGGAGAGUGACAAAGUGUUCAGUCACACGUUCACUUGUUCCAUGCAGUUUUGAUACUAGUGGCCUGACACUAGUUUCUGGGCUUCUGCUGUAUUCACAAAACAUUGUGAGGUUUCAGUGUCAGAUUCCUGUACUUUGGGAAUAUGUCCCACAACUGCAGAACUGCAUGUGAACAUCAAAAUGAAUAAACAGUAAACGUCUGAAUAGAGGAAUUGGUAAGAAUCCUAGAGUUUGCACAACUAAUUUCAAACAUUACUGAAGUUGCUGUCCUGGCUGGGUACAGAUUAUUGGUCCCAGUGGAGUAAAUGCACUAAUUUCAGCUUUAAAUCCUUUGACUGUCAGGUGUGCAGAUUUUGAAAUGCAUGUUUAUUUUCUUUUCUGGUUCCUCAAAAAAAAGUGUAAAUUCUUUAGAUGCUGAAUGUUACACAGUAGAAAUUGAGGCAGCUCCACAAAUAAUUCUUUGGAAUGGAAUAAUGUUAUCACAUUAUUUUCCUAUGUUCAGGCCUGCGGACAGCCCUUGAAGCAUGACAUUUGCCUCCAAUAGAAUUUGUAUUUCAUUGUUGCACUGUCUCUUGUAACUGCAGUCUCCCUUCCUGCCAAGUAGCCACUCCAGGCUAACGUCUACCUUUUAAAUAGUUCGCCAUUCCAGAACCACAACACAUUCAUGUAAAUGUUUAUUGAACUAAAAUAAAAAUGGCAUCUGAUUUCA